AUGGGAUCCAAAGAAAUCACACAAUUAAAUCUACCAAACACUUCAUACACUCCAGAGCAGCAACAACCACACAUCUCAGAAUUACCAUGGACCAUAAAUAAUUGGUAUUUAAAAAUCAAUUGGUUGAAUAUGAUCUUAGUCGUAUUCAUCCCAAUCAUUGGAUUCUAUUUAGCCAUUUCAAAACAUGUCCCCUUACAAAUGAAUAUCUUAUAUUUUUCCUUAGCAUAUUACGUCAUUGCUGGUAUAACCAUUACAGCAGGUUAUCAUCGUCUAUGGUCACAUCGUUCAUACGUUGCCAAAUGGCCAUUACGUUUACUUUUCGCCCUAUUUGGUGCUGCAAAUGUGGAAGGCUCUAUUAAAUGGUGGGCUCAUUCUCAUAGAAUUCAUCAUCGUUAUACAGAUACACCAAGAGAUCCAUAUGAUGCAAGAAAAGGAUUAUGGUAUUCUCAUAUGGGGUGGAUGCUUUUAAAACCAAAUCCAAAAUAUAGAGCAAGAGCUGAUAUUUCUGAUUUAAAUGAUGAUUGGAUCGUUAGAUUUCAACAUAGACAUUAUAUCCCAUUAAUGAUUUUUAUGAGUUAUAUCUUACCAACUUUAAUUUGUGGGAAAUUCUUUAAUGGUGAUUACUUGGGUGGGUUUGUUUACGCGGGGAUUAUUAGAGUUUUCGCUAUUCAACAAGCUACUUUCUGUAUUAAUUCAAUGGCUCAUUAUUUAGGUGAUCAACCAUUCGAUGAUAAAAGGACGCCAAGAGAUAAUUGGUUGACAGCUUUGGUUACUUUUGGUGAGGGAUAUCAUAAUUUCCAUCAUGAAUUCCCAACUGAUUAUAGAAAUGCUAUUAAAUGGUAUCAAUAUGAUCCAACAAAAGUUUUCAUUUAUAUGACUUCAUGUUUAGGAUUGGCUAAUGGAUUGAAAAAAUUCUCACAAAAUGCAAUUAAACAAGCUUUAGUACAACAAAGAGAAAAGAAACUUUUAAAAUUUAAAAAUAAUGUUCAUUGGGGACCAACUUUGGAUGAAUUACCAAUUUGGGAUAAGAAUGAUUUUAUGAAUGAAGUAAAUAGUAAUAAUAACAGGAAAUUGGUAAUUAUAUCAGGGAUUAUUCAUGAUGUUACUAACUAUACAAAGGAACAUCCAGGUGGUGAAAAACUUUUAAAUAGUGCCGUUGGUAAAGAUGGAACAAGAGCAUUCCAAGGUGGGGUUUAUCGUCAUUCAAAUUCAGCUCAUAAUGUUUUAGCUGAUAUGAGAAUCGCUAUCUUAAAAGAGAAGAAAGAUUCUGCAAUUAAUUUCGUUAAAAGAAGAGGUGAAAAAUUUGAUAAACAAAAACUUGAAUAG
Molecule: messenger RNA, 1326 nt
Organism: Naumovozyma dairenensis CBS 421
Lineage: Eukaryota; Fungi; Ascomycota; Saccharomycetes; Saccharomycetales; Saccharomycetaceae
Gene: OLE1
Product: stearoyl-CoA 9-desaturase
Exons: 1
Coding region: 1-1326 (441 amino acids)
Biological process (GO): unsaturated fatty acid biosynthetic process
Cellular component (GO): endoplasmic reticulum membrane
Molecular function (GO): iron ion binding; stearoyl-CoA 9-desaturase activity
Source: RefSeq, a predicted model, not a curated record